CUGAACCGAAUUAAUGAUGAUUCAGUCACAAACGAUUCGGUUCUUUGAAUCAGUUUUUUAACUGAAUGUUGAGAAUCGACUCGCUUAUAUGAGUCGAUCGAUUGAUUGAUUCUUUUUCGUAGACAUAGGCAAUGCUGUUACUCUUGCUGUGUAUUUAUUUAACCAAAACGCUUUAAUUGAAACAUGAGUAUAAACAAUGUUUACUGUAUUAGUGCCUUUGUGAUCUAACAGUGAUUUCAUACAUAUUAGUUAUUCUGUUCAUUAUAGAAACAUUUCAAUGUUUAUUCAAUAAUUUUAUGUAGAGUUUAGAACAUAAAUAUUAUUGGAAAUAUUGUGAAGGUGGUUUGGUUGGGGAAAAAUGGCAGUGGAACCGUGUGUAAGCUGAAAGAGUCGACUCUAAUUGAUGUACAGGACCAAAUGAUCUGACACACUUUAAAUUCCUAACAAUACUACAUGCAGAUUUCAUAUAAUGUAAAAACUAUCAUGAUGUUUGACUGUGUAGCCUCAAAAAAGAGUUACAGAAACCUCUGCUGGUACAAAGAUGCCCGCCGGCGUGUCUUGGCCAAGAUACACGAAAAUGCUCGUGGCCAGUGUGUUGUCCAUGUUUGCUGGUGCUGAAGUUGUCCAUCGGUAUUAUCGCCCUGAUUUGAGCAUCCCAGAGAUUCCUCCGAGGCCUGGAGAACUGCAGACAGAGCUUCUUGGAUUGAAGACACAACAGACGGCUUCUGAGAAACACUAAUGUCAGUUUCCACACAGAAGUGUGUAGAUAUGUAUAAACUGAACAUAACGAUAUAAACAUGUUACAGUGACAUGACCUUGUAAUAUUUUGUGAAAUUCCAUAGGAAGGAAGAAUAAAGUUAUUUGUAUUUUUAUAUAAUCAAUAAAA
Molecule: messenger RNA, 886 nt
Organism: Tachysurus fulvidraco (yellow catfish)
Lineage: Eukaryota; Metazoa; Chordata; Actinopteri; Siluriformes; Bagridae
Gene: c17h12orf73
Product: chromosome 17 C12orf73 homolog
Exons: 3
Coding region: 542-739 (65 amino acids)
Biological process (GO): mitochondrial respiratory chain complex III assembly
Cellular component (GO): mitochondrion
Source: RefSeq, a predicted model, not a curated record